This is a messenger RNA of Dipodomys spectabilis (banner-tailed kangaroo rat), 7697 nucleotides long. It is a transcript of the gene Pbrm1, whose product is annotated as polybromo 1. Gene Ontology annotation, molecular function: protein binding; chromatin binding. Gene Ontology annotation, biological process: chromatin remodeling. The transcript has 34 exons. The record is from RefSeq and is a predicted model, not a curated record. Gene Ontology annotation, cellular component: RSC-type complex. Bases 374 to 5551 code for a protein of 1725 amino acids. NCBI's taxonomy places the organism in Eukaryota, Metazoa, Chordata, Mammalia, Rodentia, Heteromyidae.
UUUUGCGACGGCACUGGGAGGGGUGAGGGUUGUGAGGGCGGCGGGUGCCGGAGCUACGGCAGCGGCCGCGACCGGAGGAGCAAUAGUAGCAGCCGUGGCGGCCACGGGGCGGGGCGCGGCGGCCGGUGACCGCGGCCGGGGCUGCAGACGGCGGAGCGGCUGGCUUGCCAACACUUGGUGUCACAUGUGAGCCUCCCACAUGUGUUCACUCUUCAUCCCAGCUCUGUGAUUGAACUCUGCUCUUAUUGAAUAGGGGGCAAUUGGGCAGGCAUGCUUCAUUCCUGGAGUUGACAGUCGUUCCAUUUUUGAAUAGAUUAACACUGAAUCUAAAGUCCUACCUUCUCUCAUUGGUUUUACUUGGCCUUCAGACAUAAUGAGGAGACUGGCUUUUCGAGGUGCUGGUUGUGCUCUGGUAAAGCUGAAGAAGUUGGAUUCCAUGGGUUCCAAGAGAAGAAGAGCUACAUCCCCUUCCAGCAGUGUCAGUGGGGAUUUUGAUGAUGGGCACCAUUCUAUACCUACACCAGGCCCAAGCAGGAAAAGGCGGAGACUUUCCAAUCUUCCAACUGUAGAUCCUAUUGCUGUGUGCCAUGAACUCUACAACACCAUCCGAGACUAUAAGGAUGAGCAGGGUAGACUCCUCUGUGAGCUCUUCAUCAGGGCACCAAAACGAAGAAAUCAGCCAGACUAUUAUGAAGUGGUUUCUCAGCCCAUUGACUUGAUGAAAAUUCAACAGAAACUAAAAAUGGAAGAGUAUGAUGAUGUUAAUCUGCUGACUGCUGACUUCCAGCUGCUUUUUAACAAUGCAAAGGCUUAUUAUAAGCCAGAUUCUCCUGAAUAUAAAGCUGCUUGCAAACUCUGGGAUUUGUAUCUUCGAACAAGAAAUGAAUUUGUUCAGAAAGGAGAAGCAGAUGAUGAAGAUGAUGAUGAUGAUGGGCAAGAUAAUCGAGGCACAGUGACUGAAGGAUCUUCUCCAAGUUACCUGAAGGAGAUCUUGGAGCAGCUUCUUGAAGCCAUAGUUGUAGCCACAAAUCCAUCAGGACGGCUCAUCAGUGAACUUUUUCAGAAACUGCCUUCUAAAGUGCAAUAUCCAGACUAUUAUGCAAUAAUUAAGGAACCUAUAGAUCUCAAGACCAUUGCCCAGAGGAUACAGAAUGGAAGCUACAAAAGUAUUCACGCAAUGGCCAAAGAUAUAGAUCUCCUAGCAAAAAAUGCCAAAACUUACAAUGAGCCUGGUUCUCAAGUAUUCAAGGAUGCAAAUUCAAUUAAAAAAAUAUUUUAUAUGAAAAAGGCAGAAAUAGAACAUCAUGAAAUGGCUAAGUCAAGUCUUCGGAUAAGGACUGCAUCAAAUUUGGCUGCAGCCAGGCUGACUGGUCCUUCUCAUAGUAAAGGAAGCCUUGGUGAAGAAAGAAAUCCUACUAGCAAGUAUUACCGUAAUAAAAGAGCAGUCCAAGGGGGUCGUUUAUCAGCAAUUACCAUGGCACUUCAAUAUGGCUCAGAAAGUGAAGAGGAUGCUGCAUUAGCUGCUGCACGUUAUGAAGAAGGAGAGUCAGAAGCAGAGAGCAUCACGUCCUUUAUGGAUGUUUCAAAUCCUUUUUAUCAGCUUUAUGAUACAGUUAGGAACUGUCGGAAUAACCAAGGGCAGUUAAUAGCUGAACCUUUUUUUCAUUUGCCUUCAAAGAAAAAAUACCCUGAUUAUUAUCAGCAAAUUAAAAUGCCCAUAUCACUUCAACAAAUCAGAACAAAGCUAAAGAACCAAGAGUAUGAAACUUUAGAUCAUUUGGAAUGUGAUCUGAAUUUAAUGUUUGAAAAUGCUAAACGCUAUAAUGUUCCCAAUUCAGCCAUCUAUAAGCGAGUUCUAAAAUUGCAGCAAGUCAUGCAGGCAAAGAAGAAAGAGAUUGCCAGGAGAGACGACAUUGAAGAUGGAGACAGCAUGAUCUCUUCAGCGACCUCUGAUACUGGUAGCGCCAAAAGAAAAAGGAACACUCAUGACAGUGAGAUGUUGGGUCUCAGGAGGCUCUCCAGUAAAAAGAACAUAAGAAAACAGCGAAUGAAAAUUUUAUUCAAUGUUGUUCUUGAAGCUCGAGAGCCAGGUUCGGGCAGAAGACUUUGUGAUCUCUUUAUGGUUAAGCCAUCCAAGAAGGACUAUCCUGAUUAUUAUAAAAUCAUCUUAGAGCCAAUGGACUUGAAAAUAAUUGAGCAUAAUAUUCGUAAUGACAAAUACUCAGGUGAAGAGGGAAUGAUAGAAGACAUGAAACUCAUGUUCCGCAAUGCUAGGCACUAUAAUGAGGAGGGCUCCCAGGUUUACAAUGAUGCGCAUAUCCUGGAGAAGUUACUCAAGGAUAAGAGGAAAGAGCUGGGCCCUCUGCCUGAUGAUGACGACAUGGCUUCUCCCAAACUCAAGCUGAGUAGGAAAAGUGGUGUUUCUCCUAAAAAAUCAAAGUACAUGACUCCAAUGCAGCAGAAACUAAAUGAAGUGUAUGAAGCUGUAAAGAACUAUACUGAUAAGAGGGGUCGCCGCCUCAGUGCCAUAUUUCUGAGGCUUCCUUCUCGAUCUGAGCUACCUGACUACUAUCUGACCAUUAAAAAGCCCAUGGAUAUGGAAAAAAUUCGAAGUCACAUGAUGGCAAACAAGUACCAAGAUAUAGACUCUAUGGUUGAAGACUUUGUCAUGAUGUUUAACAAUGCCUGCACAUACAAUGAACCUGAAUCUUUAAUCUACAAAGAUGCCCUUGUCCUUCACAAAGUUUUGCUUGAAACUCGGAGAGACCUAGAAGGAGAUGAGGACUCUCAUGUCCCAAACGUGACCUUGCUGAUUCAGGAGCUUAUCCAUAAUCUUUUUGUGUCAGUCAUGAGUCAUCAGGAUGAUGAGGGAAGAUGCUACAGUGAUUCCUUAGCAGAAAUUCCUGCUGUGGAUCCCAACUUCCCUAAUAAACCUCCCCUUACUUUUGACAUUAUUAGGAAGAAUGUUGAAAAUAAUCGCUACCGGCGGCUUGAUUUAUUUCAAGAGCAUAUGUUUGAAGUAUUAGAAAGGGCCAGAAGGAUGAAUCGGACAGAUUCUGAAAUAUAUGAGGAUGCAGUAGAACUUCAGCAAUUUUUUAUUAAAAUUCGUGAUGAACUCUGCAAAAAUGGAGAGAUCCUUCUUUCUCCAGCACUCAGCUAUACCACAAAACAUUUGCAUAAUGAUGUGGAGAAAGAAAAAAAGGAAAAAUUACCAAAAGAAAUAGAAGAAGAUAAACUAAAAAGAGAAGAAGAAAAAAGAGAAGCUGAAAAGAGUGAAGAUUCCUCUGGUGCUACAGGCCUCUCAGGCUUACAUCGCACAUACAGCCAAGACUGUAGCUUUAAGAACAGCAUGUACCAUGUUGGAGAUUAUGUCUAUGUGGAACCUGCAGAAGCCAACCUACAACCACAUAUAGUCUGUAUUGAGAGACUAUGGGAAGAUUCAGCUGGUGAAAAAUGGUUAUAUGGCUGUUGGUUUUAUCGACCAAAUGAAACAUUCCAUCUGGCUACAAGAAAAUUUCUAGAAAAAGAAGUAUUUAAGAGUGACUAUUACAAUAAAGUUCCUGUUAGUAAAAUUCUAGGCAAAUGUGUGGUCAUGUUUGUCAAGGAAUACUUUAAAUUAUGCCCAGAAAACUUUCGAGAUGAGGAUGUUUUUGUCUGUGAAUCACGGUAUUCUGCCAAAACCAAAUCUUUUAAGAAAAUUAAAUUGUGGACCAUGCCCAUCAGCUCAGUCAGGUUUGUUCCUCGAGAUGUGCCCCUUCCUGUGGUCCGAGUAGCCUCUGUAUUUGCAAAUGCAGAUAAAGGGGAUGAUGAGAAGAAUACAGACAUCUCAGAGGAUAGUCGAGUAGAAGACAAUUUCAACUUGGAAAAGGAAAAAGAAGAUGUCCCUGUGGAAAUGUCCAAUGGUGAACCUGGUUGCCACUACUUUGAACAGCUCCAUUACAAUGAUAUGUGGUUGAAGGUUGGCGACUGUGUCUUCAUCAAGUCCCAUGGCCUGGUGCGCCCUCGUGUGGGCAGAAUUGAAAAAGUAUGGGUCCGAGAUGGAGCUGCAUAUUUUUAUGGCCCAAUCUUCAUUCACCCAGAAGAAACAGAACAUGAGCCCACAAAAAUGUUCUACAAAAAAGAAGUGUUUCUGAGUAAUCUGGAAGAGACCUGCCCUAUGACAUGUAUUCUGGGAAAGUGUGCUGUGUUGUCAUUCAAGGACUUCCUGUCCUGUAGGCCAACUGAAAUACCAGAAAAUGACAUUCUGCUUUGUGAGAGCCGCUACAAUGAGAGUGACAAGCAGAUGAAGAAAUUCAAGGGACUCAAGAGGUUUUCACUCUCUGCUAAAGUGGUAGAUGAUGAAAUAUACUACUUCAGAAAGCCAAUUGUUCCUCAGAAAGAGCCUUCACCUUUGUUGGAAAAAAAGAUUCAAUUGCUAGAAGCUAAAUUUGCUGAGUUAGAAGGCGGAGAUGAUGAUAUUGAAGAGAUGGGAGAAGAAGACAGUGAGGUCAUUGAACCUCCUUCUCUACCUCAACUUCAGACUCCCUUGGCCAGUGAGCUGGACCUUAUGCCCUACACUCCCCCACAGUCUACCCCAAAGUCUGCCAAAGGCAGUGCAAAGAAAGAAGGCUCCAAGCGAAAAAUCAACAUGAGUGGCUACAUCCUGUUCAGCAGUGAAAUGAGAGCUGUGAUUAAGGCUCAGCACCCAGACUACUCUUUUGGGGAGCUCAGCCGACUAGUAGGAACAGAAUGGAGGAACCUUGAGACAGCCAAGAAAGCAGAAUAUGAAGAGCGGGCAGCUAAAGUUGCUGAGCAGCAGGAGAGAGAGCGAGCAGCACAGCAACAGCAGCCGAGUGCUUCUCCCCGAGCAGGCACCCCUGUGGGGGCUCUCAUGGGGGUGGUGCCACCACCAACACCAAUGGGGAUGCUCAAUCAGCAGUUGACACCUGUUGCAGGCAUGAUGGGUGGCUAUCCGCCAGGCCUUCCACCUUUGCAGGGCCCAGUUGAUGGCCUUGUUAGCAUGGGCAGCAUGCAGCCACUUCACCCUGGGGGGCCUCCACCCCACCAUCUUCCGCCAGGUGUGCCCGGCCUCCCGGGCAUCCCACCACCGGGUGUGAUGAACCAAGGAGUGGCCCCUAUGGUGGGGACUCCAGCACCAGGUGGAAGUCCAUAUGGACAACAGGUGGGAGUUUUAGGGCCUCCAGGACAGCAGGCACCACCUCCAUAUCCUAGCCCACACCCAGCUGGUCCCCCUGUCAUACAGCAGCCAACAACACCCAUAUUUGUGGCUCCCCCACCGAAGACCCAGCGGCUUCUCCACUCAGAAGCCUAUCUGAAAUACAUUGAAGGACUCAGUGCUGAGUCCAACAGCAUUAGCAAAUGGGACCAAACUUUGGCAGCUCGAAGACGGGAUAUCCAUUUGUCAAAAGAACAGGAGAGCCGUCUACCAUCUCACUGGCUCAAAAGUAAAGGGGCCCAUACUACCAUGGCAGACGCCCUCUGGCGCCUGCGGGAUUUGAUGCUUCGAGACACCCUCAACAUUCGCCAAGCAUACAACCUAGAAAAUGUUUAACACAUCAUUACGUUUCUUUUAUAGAAGCAUAAAGAGUUGUGGAACAGUAGCCAUUUUAGUUACUGGGGGUGGGGGGAGGAACAAAGGAUGACAAUUUUUAUUGCAUUUUACUGUACAUCAUAAUGCCAUUUUUAUAUAAGGACACUUUUAAUAAGCUAUUUCAAUUUGGUUUUGUUAUAUUAAGUUGACUUUAUCAAAUACAUAGAUUUUUUUGCAUAUGUUUCCUUUGUUUAAAACCAGUUUCAUAAUUGGUUGUAUAUGUAGAAUUCUAGUUUUAUCUUUUUACUUGUUGCCAUGGGACUUAAACCAUCAAAGGUUUUGUCUUGGCUUAGGGUUUGUUUUUUCUCUUGUUUUGGGGGGUUUUGUGAUAUAUAUAUGAACAAACAAAUGAAAAAAAAAAGAGUUUACAGAUUAGUGUAAAUUGACAAUGAAAUGUGAAGUUGGUCCUAGUUUACAUCUUAGAGAGGGGAAUAUAUAUGUAUGUUUCACGUGCCUGAAUAUCUUAAGCCACUUUCUGCAAAGGCUGUUUCUUACAGAUAAAAGUGAAGUGCUUUCUUCGAAAGGUUGCUAUUUAGAUUAUAGAUAUUUGGCAGACAUGGCACCUUUGCUAUAUUAACUCAGAGGCCCUCUACAUAAAUCUACAGUCAGUGCUGUGCAUUUAUUUGCCGUUAGUAUAUCUCCUAGAUAGCUGGAGGGAAAGCAGUUUUUCUUGUGGUGAGUUAGAUAUCUGUGAUGUCAGUGAUUUUUGCAGAACAUGUGCGAAGCCCUGAAUUAUAUUUAGUAUUGGCAGGUAAGUUUAAAAGUACAUUUGUUCUGUUUAUAAUGAGUUCACAGUUUAUGCCUAUACAUGUUAGAUUCUUUGAAAUUUUAAAUCUUUUACAUUGCAAAACAUUGACAUUCAUCUUGAAGAAAGCAUUGGGGUAAAAACGUGGAGAUUUAUUUUGAAGCAUAUCCCCUAAUAUAAGAAAGGAAGUAUGUAUUUGUUUCUAAACAAUAUCGUGAGCUAAUUGUGAAAGGAUAGAUUGCCUGCAUGCAAAUGUUUUCUAUUCUUUAUUUCUUUAUUUUCAGUUGUGGUAUUUCUUUUUCCUUCCAAGUGUCAUGGUUGUAAUUCUCAACCAGAAAUUGGAUAUUUUCUAAAAUAUGUUUUUAAAUUUAUAUUGUGCUUUUGAAUUAUAGAAGAGAAUCAUUAUUUUAAGAAAAUAUUCACUAAAAAAAAAAAAGACCAUUACUGAUCCCAAACACCUAGAGAUUUGGUGACUUUCUUAUAUGGCCCUAGAAUAAACAUUUUGAGGCAGUAUAUGAUUCUCAGACAGUAGGAAACUACCAACAUGGAACAUUAUUUCACUUGGUGAUCUCUGAAACUUGCCAUAUUCUAGCAGAGUAGGUAUGUUAUGGCAUUUCCACUGCUGUUUGUCUGAUGAGAGUAUAACUUUCAAAGGAUACUUUUAAUUCCUUUAAUCUGUUCUACAUACCCACAUGUAUAGUUAUCCUACUUAAUAAAUCAUGAGGGCAAAGGAGUAGUACAAAAUAGGGAAACGUCUCUUGUAUCGAGAUACUUUAAAUACUGGAGGCCCUUGUAACUUGAUUGCCACUAGUCAACCACUGGAUCUCAAUUUGCAUUAAGCAUUUGAAAGAAUUUUAAAUUUUCAGUAUGUCAGUACCUAUUGUUAACAUGAAAAAUCAGAUAGAUCUCUUCUAGUUGCUGAUUAUUUGGACCAUUGAUUCAUCAUGGAGUAUAUAAUGCAAUCAGAUUCUUUUCUUUCUAGAUAUCCUUGAAUUACACCAAAGAACCUGAAACUUAAUUUUGGUUAAAUUAUUUAUUUAUUUCAUGCAUUCAUUUUAUACCCUUUUUAAGGUCUGGAUGACUUUCUUGGAAAGCCUCUAAGAACUGUUCACCAUGGGCCAUUGGGGCAUUAGAAGCCAGAGCCCUCCUCCAGAUUCCUUUCCCUGCACAGUGCAGGAGGAACCAGGAGCCAGGAACCAGCCAGGAGCUCUAAGGCAGUGCAAAACCAGCCCAGGGUGUUAUUAGGCAGGCCCUAGUUAAUUUAAAAGAAAAAAAAAUAUUUAUUUUAGAAUCAUGUUUUUCUAUAUACUAACUUGGAGAAUAUUGGUAUUUAGGAUAGAAGAUUUAAGGUCAACCAUCUUC